AUGCUGUCCGCGGUUCUUCUCUCGCUGUGCUUCUCCCCAGCCAUCCUUGCGGCCUCGGGCUCGCGCGCGGAGCGGAAGGACGUGUACAAUAGGCUCGGGAACCUCUCGCCGUACCACAAGGCGCCUGCCGUGCCUGGCAUCGAGAGCGCGCUUCCAAACGACUGCACCGUCGAGCAGGUCAUGCUGAUGCAACGCCACGGCUCGCGCUGGCCGCUGGCCUCCGAGCUGGUCUACAUCCAGAACCUGUCGUACAAGCUCGGGAACGCGUCCGACGCGGUGCAGAAGGCCGACCUGCCCCAGAGCCUGCAGUUCCUCAAGGCGGGAUACACGACCCAGCUCGGACACGACAACCUCACCGCGCCGGGGCGGAAGCAGCUCUUUGACCACGGCGUUGACUUCCUGCUGGACUACCCGCACCUGCACACGGACACGAUCGUCGCAGGCGGGCAGGACCGCGUGAUCGAGUCCGCCGAGUGGUUCGCGAAGGGCUACUUUGGGCGGUACUACCCCAACAGCCCGCCGGUGAACUUCACGACAGUGCCCGAGGACAGCAAGACGGUGUCGUGGAUCACGCCGAUGGACACGUGUAGCGAAUGGGACUACGACUACGGUGGCAACGCCACGAUUGAGUGGGGCACCGUCUAUCUCCCGCCGAUCACGAAGCGGCUGAGCGGGUAUUUGCCGGGGGUUAACAUCACGGACGAUGAUACGCACGGAGCGCUGUACGCGUGCGCGUACGAUCUCGCUGCGUAUGGCGUGUCUCCAUGGUGCAACUUCUUUACGCACGAUGAGAUAUACAACUUCGAAUACGAACUCGACCUUCUCAUGGACGGAGCCUUCGGCUAUGGCCUCCCCGGUCAGAUGGGGCCCAUACUUGGAACUCUCUACGUUAACAAGCUGAUUGAACGUUUCUCAAACAAGACCGGUGACGCCGAGGAACUCUACUUGGAGUUUGGUCAUGACACCACGAUUGAUCAGGCGCUCACGGCGCUUGGCCUCGCAAAGGACACACCACCGCUAUCUGCCAAGGGUCCUGUCAACCCCAAUCGCGAAUGGCGGACAUCUGAGCAGGUUCCAUUCGCUGCGAAGAUGAUCUGGGAGAAAUUCACUUGCUCGAAAUCAUUGAAUGGCACAAGUCAAAUUCGGCUGUUGCUGAACGGUGAGACGUUCCCCUUGACAAUGUGCUCCAAUACGGCGGAGGACAGGCGAUUCGGCACGUGUGCGUUCGAGGAAUUUGUCAGGGCGAACGCGUUCAGCACGAAUACGUCGUACGGCGACGCGGCCUGGAAUGCGACGUGUGGACCCGCGACGGUACCGGUUCAGGCUUAG
Molecule: messenger RNA, 1329 nt
Organism: Coniophora puteana RWD-64-598 SS2
Lineage: Eukaryota; Fungi; Basidiomycota; Agaricomycetes; Boletales; Coniophoraceae
Product: phosphoglycerate mutase-like protein
Exons: 8
Coding region: 1-1329 (442 amino acids)
Molecular function (GO): acid phosphatase activity
Source: RefSeq, a predicted model, not a curated record